AUGGACGGAGAACUGGAGAAAUUUGUCGAAUCUAUUAUCUCAGAUGAUCUUGUCCUCUUCUUCUUCUCAGGUCAUGGUGUUCAACGUGACGAUCAAAACUAUUUAAUUCCGUGUGAUAACGAUCGUAUUCGAGGUCCAAGCGACCUUAAAUAUCGUGCCAUCAAUGCACAACGAUUCCUAGAUCUUAUGUCUGACAAAAAUCCUUUUGUAAUUGUCUAUUUACUUGACUGUUGCCGUACUUAUUGGCUACCGAAUAUGCCCAAAUCUAGAUCAUUGAGCUCAUCAUCCAUUGGAUUGGCGGCAAUGUCUGCGAAGGCCGGUACUUUGAUCGCAUUUGCUUGUGCUCCAGGUGCAGUCGCAACUGAUAAAACUGAAAAUGGACGUAAUGGUAUGUUUACCUAUCAUUUACUACAAAACAUUACUAGGCCAGAAGAAGAGAUCAUGAUGCUUCUUAUAGACGUAACCAAUGGAGUAGUUAAGGAUACAAAAGGAAAGCAAAUACCUUACAUUACAUCCGCUUUGACCCAACGAGGCAUUUAUUUAGUAUCACUUCAAAAAUAG
This is a messenger RNA of Rotaria socialis, 561 nucleotides long. The record is from the annotation of a GenBank genome assembly. Lineage: Eukaryota; Metazoa; Rotifera; Eurotatoria; Philodinida; Philodinidae.